Molecule: messenger RNA, 402 nt
Organism: Pestalotiopsis fici W106-1
Lineage: Eukaryota; Fungi; Ascomycota; Sordariomycetes; Amphisphaeriales; Sporocadaceae
Exons: 2
Coding region: 1-402 (133 amino acids)
Source: RefSeq, a predicted model, not a curated record
AUGGCAUCCCCAAGUUUCCGUCCGCGAUAUCCUGCUCGAGAGGUUGUCAUCGCGAGGGAAUCGGCGGGAGAAUCACCUAUGCGAUCACCAAAACGGCGGUUACCAAAACGGCGGUUACCAAAACGGCGGUUACCAAAGCGCAAGCGCGUAAGCACUCAAGACCACGACCCGAGGUGGGAUGAUGAUGCCAGACGCGACCGCGAUCAUCAACGCGACCACGACAAACUCAGAAAGCCAUGGCAUCGAUUCAAAGCAAAAUUUCUUUCCAGCAUACAAUGGGGCUUUGAACGAUUCGGAAUGUCCCGCAGUUUAAAAGGAAUCGUUAUUGUACCAUCUCUUGCCGAGAAUAUGUCGGGCUCGACCAUUUUCGAAGUCGAAUCCUCACGCGAUGCGAAGCUCUAA